Molecule: messenger RNA, 327 nt
Organism: Pedinophyceae sp. YPF-701
Lineage: Eukaryota; Viridiplantae; Chlorophyta; Pedinophyceae
Source: the annotation of a GenBank genome assembly
AUGUCCGGCGCGGGGAGCCGCAUCUACGGCCGGAUGACGAACUGGGUGGUGCGGUCGAUCCGCGAUGCGGAGACGGGGCGCGAGGGCACGGUGCGGCUCGUGGACGCGAUGGCGACGACGUUCGCGCCCGUGCGGGGCCGCAGGAUCCUCAUGCGACAGAAGCACAGGAUCAGGACGCCGCCCUCGCGGCCGCCGCACGUCGAGGUGUCUCACAGGCUCGGGAUGGCGACUGUGUUGUUCCCGGCGAACCGCGUGCUGCUGCCCUUCCAAGUGGAGGGCUUGCCGCCCAUCACCAACCGGCCGGCCGGCCGACAGAUGCUCGGCUAG